AUGUCUUUCUUCGGCUUCGAUACCACCCUCCCGAGGGAUCGUCCUCCUCCGGGCGAGCAGAGGGGUAUUUUCGAUACCCCUGACCCGUUUGCCGAAGUCGCUCGCGCAAGAGCUCAAGGGCUUCAGGACGAAGACGAUGAUGCCAUCGAUUUUGAGGAUACGUACGACGGUCUAGGUGAUCGCCUCGACGACGAUCAGGAUGCCUUCAACGACGAUACCUUUGGCGGGGGCCCCGAACCCGGCGCCGUUGGCAAGGACUUCGACUUCUUUGGGAAGACUGCUUUGGUCGCGGAUGUCAUCGGCGAGGAACAGGUCCGCUACAACCUUCAAAUGCCUCCCCCGGCCCCAGUAUCAGGGCAGCCUGCCGAUAUUCCUCCGACGAGCGAUGCAGUUCAGCAGCCGAAACGUACGGGAUAUGAGAAAUACAACGACCCCGGCUACAUUCCUGACCUGCAGGCCAAAUCCAGUGUCUGGGGCGUGCAGAAGAAGCCGGAACCUGCGGGCCCAAUUCCUCAACAAGCCAAGAAGAUGAUGAGCCUGGAAGAGGUCGAGGCGCAGCUGCGUCAUCCUUCCAUGCCCGCUCAACUGCCCGUAUCGCUGCCGCAAUCGAUGCCUGAGCCAUCUCAUCCUCUGCAGCAGCUUCAGCAUAUGCCUGGCGUCCCCGAAGGAUUUCCCCACCUGCCCCCGGAGUUCAUCCAAGCGCAAUUUGCCAAGGGUAUCCCGCCAGCGCAACUCAUGCAUCACCCCGCCAUGGUUCCGGAACCGUUCCCUCUUCCAGGACACGCGCCGAACAUUCCCUUACAUCUUCUACAAAAUGCGAACAUUCCCCCUCAGCACAUGGGGGCCCCUCCGCCUCCCCAGCGCCAAGCGAUCCCUCCGCGGGGACAGCGACCUCAACAGCAGCAAAUGCCUUCCCAGGCUGCUCGUGGAGCUGCUAACAACUCCCUGCCUCUGAUUACCAACCCCCAACAAUUGAUGCAUCUGACGGAAGAGCAACGGAUAGCUUAUUUGAUGGAAGAUGCCAAACGCGCCAAACGCAAUCAUAAGAUCUUCCUUCUAUCUCGGGGCAACGGCUUGAUGACGCCACAAGACAAGAACUUUAUCACCCGGAUUCAGCUGCAGCAGUUGGUGGCCGCGGCUGGAAACGUUGCCGACUCGGAUUCGGAAGCUAUCUUGGCAGAGGAUUUCUACUACCAAGUCUACAGCCAGAUCCGUGGUGCUCCCCGACAGCAUCCUCACCAGCCUCUCGGCCAUUUUGCGCAAACCUACCUUCUCCAGACAGGAAACCGUCUAGGUGGCCAUGGAUCCAGGAGACAAGCCCAGAGCGCGGACAACCACAUGCAAAGGAUGCAGCAGCAGGUGCAGCGUGCAGUCGAGGCUGCCAAGGCCAAGCCGAAAAAUAAGCAGCUAAUUAUUGAGGGAAGUUUGGGCAAGAUUUCCUUCAGUAAUGCCAAGACGCCGAAACCCAUGCUCAACCUCAAGCGCCCGGAGAGUUCCGAUGGAGCAAAGGUGACCAAGAAGCCUCACACCGAUCUGAGUGUCAGUGACCGAAAGUCUAUUCUCACCAACAUUGAGGGCGUCUACAGCACACUGAUGGAGUUGGAGGACAUGGAGCGCACAAUGCCGCCCCCGCCGGAUGAGAAUGACCCUGAAGCUAUCCAAGAGCACCUAGAAUGGCGGCAGAAGGUCCGCUCGCUGAACCAAAAGCUGUGGCAACAGCUCAAGGUCAUGGAGCCUAUUGUCCCCAACACCAAUACCCCUCAUCCCUUCAUCGCUUUCCUUUCGUACCCCAAGGGCAAGAAGGCCAUCCCGCGUAUCUUCCGACAUAUCGAUCAGGAGCAGAGAGUUACGAUCCUCACCAUGAUUGUUGUCCAUCUAGAUACCUUGGAUGUUGUUCAGCGCGCACAGCCUGUGCCCGGCGAGACGCAGCCUUCCUUGGCCGUUCGGGAGGCUAUUGACCUCUUCUCCCAGGCCGUUAUGCCUAGCCUGCUCGGCUACGUCAAUGAGGCCCCCUUCAACAUCAUCAUUGGACUCUUGGGACUUGUCAUCGCGCAGACGCAUGUGCACCUGGUUGCUAGAACCCGUAUUGGACUGGGCAUUCUCACGAUGCUACUCAGCCGAGCAGAGAUUGUCAAGGAAGCCGGACAGGCUUCGGAACGGGACUGGCAGCAGUGGGUGGAGAAGUUUAAUGUGCUAUUCGACACUUUGGAGCCGACUUUUGGCGAUAUCUUCCCCGGAUCGAUCAAUACCGGCGAUGACAUGUAUGUUUGGCAGUUCUUGGCUGCUGUUGGUAUUGGAGCUAGUCCAGACCAGCAGCAGCGCUUGGUCAUUGCUGUGAAGGACCGUGUGAUGGAGACUGUGACAUACAGCAAGACACUCCCCGUGGAUAUGGGUGCUCAGCGACUUGGAAACGUCAACCUGUUCAUGCGUGCUAUCGGCCUUGACGUUGAACUGCUUGGUUAG
Messenger RNA from Aspergillus melleus, 2463 nucleotides. It is a transcript of the gene PAT1, whose product is annotated as deadenylation-dependent mRNA-decapping factor PAT1. Gene Ontology annotation, biological process: deadenylation-dependent decapping of nuclear-transcribed mRNA; P-body assembly. The transcript has 3 exons. Gene Ontology annotation, molecular function: RNA binding. The record is from RefSeq and is a predicted model, not a curated record. Gene Ontology annotation, cellular component: P-body. Bases 1 to 2463 code for a protein of 820 amino acids. Lineage: Eukaryota; Fungi; Ascomycota; Eurotiomycetes; Eurotiales; Aspergillaceae.